Adineta ricciae is the source of this 636-nucleotide messenger RNA. The record is from the annotation of a GenBank genome assembly. Lineage: Eukaryota; Metazoa; Rotifera; Eurotatoria; Adinetida; Adinetidae.
AUGCCGUAUUCGAAGCCGCUUUCGAGUGAUUGCGAAGAACAGACUUCCUCACCAGCACCUCAAUACACUUACAUGGGUCGACUGGUGACAUAUGAACGACCGGCUCUGCGAAAAUCAAAAUCGCUCCACCAUCGAUCAAAGAAAUAUGUCUAUGACUAUGAUUCAUACUCAUCGUCGGCUGACGAUGAUCCAAAUAAACCGCUCGGAGUUGUCAGAGUUAAUAAUCAACAUGUUCGUGAGGUCUAUCGAAUACCUACGCCACCGCCGGAAGUUAGAAAAGUUUAUCAUCGUGCACGUUCGCCAAAGCCGAAAAUUAUCGAACGGGUCUUUGUGCGCCGUCCGGCGCCGGAAAUCAUUGAAAAUAUCAUCCAAGUUCCACCACAAAAAACAAAAGUAAUCCAUCGCGAGAAAAUCUUACGGCCAUCGAAACCAAUCGUUCGAACUAAAUACGUUUAUUUACGACCCGAAGACGAACAACCCCGACAACAGCAGGAUGUUUUCACGUCAUCCGUAAAUCUACAGCCAAGUGUUAGUUACACGCAAACAAUGGCGCCAACCUAUGCCUAUUCACGAAAGAUAGUCAAUCCACAACCGAUUCCCGCAACUUGCUAUUCCUAUCAAUACCCACAAUAUUAA